Molecule: messenger RNA, 7296 nt
Organism: Ctenopharyngodon idella (grass carp)
Lineage: Eukaryota; Metazoa; Chordata; Actinopteri; Cypriniformes; Xenocyprididae
Product: elastase-1-like
Exons: 8
Coding region: 5291-6241 (316 amino acids)
Biological process (GO): neuron projection development; proteolysis
Cellular component (GO): plasma membrane
Molecular function (GO): serine-type endopeptidase activity
Source: RefSeq, a predicted model, not a curated record
UGUGAAUCACCAAUCAGCGGUUUCCCAUUUUGCCCAGAGGCCAUCUCAUUGGCACUCUUCCUGAUGUCCCAUUGAGAGUAUAAGCUGUGGCUUCUGACAGCCUGGUCACCCUACAGCUGGGUACUACAGUCCCCCUGAGGCUUCCCAGAGCGGAGCGAGUGGAGGAGAGGAAAGAAGUGAAAGAGGCGGGAGCUGUCUGGACAGAGGGGAAGGAGACGAGAGGAGGAAGUGGGAGUAGAUAUUUCACUAUGGAAGAAGGACAACGACCUACAUCUGAGAUCUACCUCCCAAGCAUCAGCCUUGGAUCUGUUGAUGCCGAAACAGUGGAGGACCAUGAGCUGCCAACCAUUUCUUUAUCCAAAAGCUCGAUAGAAAUGGUGAGUGGACCUCCUCAACGAACGGAGCUGGCAUGGUAUCGUCAGAAUUUGCGCAAGAGUGUCAGCAGUGCACCAUGCACUCAGAGGCCUAUCAGUCUGGGUGGACCAGCGUCUAGGAUCCCUGUGAAUGUUUGUGACUAUGAACAGGGGAGCAUGCGCAGUGGUAACAGCACUCCUGAGACUGUAAUCUGGCAUGGAGGAACUACAAGAUCCUGGAGCGUCAUGGAGGACUCGCCCAGAAGGACUCCAACGCAGGAUCUACUCCUGGGGCAAAAUCAAGUCCAUAGUGGUGUGAAGUGUGUUCCACACUCGCCAUCCACAAAUAGAGAUUUAAGGAUGAAGGGACUUGUUUGCAGGGAGGGAUGUUGUCGAUGUUGUGGACCUGUGGAGAACCUGACAGGAUGCAGCUGUUGCAGAGUGGCUUGCAGAAUGAGUUCUUCAGGUCUGAGCAACAGCUUCACACCACAUGGAGUGAAUACAGAAGACCAUGCUCAGAGUAACUGUGAAAGCCAUCAUUUAACUGCAUGCCAUAGAUCUACCUGUUCUGGUCACAUGAUGAACACUGCCUGUUUGAGAAAUGUUUGCAGUGUUGUUCCAUGCCCUGGACAUCUGAUAUCACGGCCACCUUGUGCAGGAAGCCCCUGUGCAGGACAAAGAUCACUGCUUCAUUCAGGCUUGCUCGGUUUUCCACCACUUGUGUCAUCUGUCAGCGAGACCAGACUUGACAGCCGGAGUACAGGCCAUUGCUGUGGAUCCGAGUUAAGGGGGCAGAACUCCUCCUGCCUUAGACUAGACCGGACAGGUCUUAACAGGAUAGUCAAAGAUGCUACUACCAUGACAUCUGACCAUGAGCUCAGAGAUGUUGGUGUGCAGACCUUGUCUGAUUCCCUUGUUUCCUCUCUUUCUCACGUGUUUCCUGAAAUUAAUUUGAGAGCAGAUCCUACCUCGGACACACCUUUGACAAUGGAGCACAUGUGUCAUAGGACCCCUGUGAAGGAGGUGGAAUGGGAUGCUGAGGGUAUGACCUGGGAGGUUUAUGGUGCAGCUGUAGACCCUGAAGAGCUUGGCCUGGCAAUCCAAAGGCAUCUGGAACUUCAAAUCAAAGAGACUGCAGCUGCUGCAGCUGCAGCUGCUCAAACGGAAGACUCCACAGACAAUGCCAGCAGCUUGGAACUGCAGCCCAGUCGACGGAAGAAGAGUGAAGGCAUUAUAAAAACACUGCGCAGUUCUGCAUGUUGCUCUAACCCCAAUACUGUGGGAGACUAAAGCGAUCGCCUUAUCGGUAUGUGGGUGCCUCGAUUAGGUGUAAGGUAAACAAAUGGUACAACUUUUGCUGCAAGCUGGAAAUGGAUGGAAAAUGGCUCAUGGUAUAUUCUUCUAGCUGAAGCUAAUUGUCCUUCAAAUAAUAUAUCUAAAUAUUCCAAAGCCUUGUCUGCUUAGUUGAAGCUAUCAAAGCCCCACUACUGGAUCAGUAGAGUGGUGAUGUUCACAGAAACAUUGGAAGAUAAUGUUGCAUAGAGCUACUAUUUAAAGUUUACAGACAAUGGUGUGUUUCCACCUAUCUUCACACAUGGCCUUGUCCCUGUCUUGACCUUCAAUGUAUCAUUUAGAUGUCCUUUUUUUGGCCAAAAAUACCAGAAUGAUGAUUUUGGUGAGCACUGAGUAUUAGCAUUUUUGAAAAUUCUUAUUAUAGGCUAAAUGUGUCUGUUGUACUUGUUGGAUUUUAACAAGCAAAUAACAGGUUGAUGAACAUUAGCUAAGGGUACAUUAAAGUUCACAGAGCUCUCGGACACCUUGAAGGGCUCUCUGGAGCAAGAUCUGAAGGCUAGUGCUAGUUAGUCAAUGAUCUAGAUGGAUUUGGAUCUCUUUGUUUUCUGAUCUCACAAAUUCACAUGCCACCAGUACUAUAUGGCAGAAAUUUCAACGUUCUUUUUCUUUUUUCGUCUUACAAUUUUUUGUUUUUUGUCUUGAUGCAAUUGAUGAUUGGUAAUCAAUUGGCCUGGUAGGUUAGAGUGGGCUCAAGGCCAGAAUCAAUCCACAGUGCUAAAAAUAUGAAAGGUAGGGUAGGCAAUUUCGGAGAGGCUAGCAAUAGCAAGCUAGCUUUGAAAGCAUAAGAUCCCACCCUCCCUUCAAAGCGCUUUACAAAGCCACGCCUCCUCCGAAACACAUUAACAUGUACAGCCAGAGCAGAGCCACCAAAGCGUCACAAGAGACAACAUUAAAUUACAUCAUGUCUCAAAGCACAUAACAUUACAAUAAUAAUGAACAUAACCAACAUAAAGAUCUCUUGUACCACCUGACUGCUGCAGAUUCAUUUCGGCGUUGAUAGUCUUGCCAUAGAAACGCAUAAAUCUGAGGACGCCACAGGUUGCUAUCUCCUAAUUACGGUAGUUAUGGCGUGAACGCAGCAUAAGUUCAUUGUUUUGGUUGUGGAGGAAUUGUACAACGUAGCUGCUGUUUGUUUGUGGUGCUCAGUGACUGUCUGUCUACAUCUCUGCAUAGCCUCAUGAAACGUGCUGAUGACGUGUGAUGGAGGUAUGGAAAUACAUUGACAGGCAGGUAGAACAUCCAAUGAUUGCAUUCAGACCAAAUGCAAUGAUUGAACAAACAUUUUCCUGAGACAUCCAGAUAUAUGUUUUUUUGGUAAUAUUUAGACCACUUCUAUUGUUGAUUGCUAUCAGGAUGUGAAGAAAUUUUCAGUCAGUAUAGCAAAAAGUGUUUAUGAAAAACAUUGCUUACCCUACCUUAUAUUCGUGAGGUUUGUGGGUGUGUAAAGCUAGGUUCUUAUCAGACCUACUGAUGAUUAGUAAAUAUAGACUCAAGGUCAAUGUUCCCACACUUUUAUAGUACGCUAUGAGCUGAAACUAAGCCCCAGUCCUAGUUCUAUGCUCAGGGACGAUCUCAAUAAAUUAAAACAUGUACUCUUGGAAUUUGGUGCCAAAAUCUGACCUGAAAAACUUCUUUCCACUAUUUUCAUGUCACAAUUUAAUAAUAAAGAAUAUUUUGUGGUUGUGUCCUAUUUAGAAUCCGUGCAAGGACUAAGAUAAUAAUGGCCAUUUUCACAUCAUUUUACAUGUUCAUAAAUCAUACUUUUUUGUUAUAUAAUAUCAUAACAUGGUUUGUUUAUUAUAAUGUUAAAAUAUUCAAGUUUAAUUGGUUAAUUUUGCAUUUAAGCGUAAGAGUUUGACUUUUUUUUAAUGUAUAUCAUGAUCACGUGCUAUAUCACAAUAAUAACAUACAGAAUCAGUCAUGAUUUUGUGAAAGUUAGGGAUUGUAAUUAGAGCAAUCUCUGUCAAUAAUGUUUAGAUUGUGUUCAUUUAAAUAGCAUGGCACUUAUUGUAAGUAAAUAUGUAUUCAGAAUCUCUGACCAAAUUAACAGUAUGUGCUGCACAAACUGCUUUUGUUUUUCUUUGCCAAAGCAAUCUGAUUUUUUUUUUUUUUUUUUUUUGUGGACCAGAGCAUUGUGAUUUAACAUAAUAUAGAUAUUACUGGAUCAACACCUUACAGUAUGAUGAAAACAAGCUUUAUAUAGGCUUUCUACAGCAAAAACUACACUACUGUGUUUUAAUAUUGAGAAUAGUGAAUGUCUUGAAAAGUAUGAGCAACAAUAAAACGUUUGGCAAACAAUAUUCUGUGUCUUUUAUUUUGAUUAAUUUGCCCUAUAAGGGGAUUUCUCAUUGGCUUGCUGGAAAUAGCAUUUCUCUUUGUUUGUGAAGAACAUGGCAAAGAGAGAGACAUGGGAACAUGUCAGAAGGUCCUUCUAAACUUGGUGAACUGCGUUCCAGUAGAUUGCCCUGGACAUUUCCAUGGCUCUUUCAUUGUAACUUUGACCAAUUGGAUGAGCAGGCACAUUCCCUGGUAUUGACUAUCCUGUCCCUGAGCAGGUGCUCUCUUAUGUUUUUGUUUUCCUUGCUGUACCACAUUUCACAGAUUGGAUUAAAUACAACAGGUGAGCAGGGACACAUCAUAAACAAGCAUAAUAACUCCAUUUAGCCUUAAUAUAGUUUCAUGCAUAUAGUAAUUAACAUCUCAGCAUUUCCUGUCUUAAAAUAUGCUCCACCAGAACAAACAACUUUGAAAUUCAGUAGGUUUCACAGGCCCUAUUGUAUCUCUCCAUUCUGGUUCUUAUGCCCUCUGCUGGUAACAUGAGAAACAUGUUCACACUACUAUCAAAUCAUGCAAACUACUGUAUAAAUCUUCCGUCCUUAACUAUCUUAAACUCCUGGAAGUUUAGCUAAAGCUACAAGACUAAUUGUAAAAUUUAUUAUGAACAUGAAGUGGUGUAGUGGUUUAAGGUCCAGCUGAAAAGUUAUGUCUAUCCGCAAGGUUCAGGCUAUAAACAAUUACCAUUGUGCCCUUAAGCAAGGCUUUUAACACCAGGUUUCUCCAAGGGAUUGUUUCUGUAAUGAGCUGACUGUAAGUCACUUUGGAUAAAUGAGUGCCUGCUAAUAACAGGUUCUGCUAAUCUUUAAUGAAAUGAAUAUAUAAGUGACGCAUGGACCAGUCAUGAUCUUGUUAAUUAUUUGUCAGGGUUUUAUCAAGGUAAAACUUGCAAGGUUUUGGAAGGCAGCAGAAGGUCAUGUGAAGGCCAGCACCUCUGCUCAUCCAAACAGCUAUUAGCAUGGCGUGACUGCAAGGAGGCUACUGGCAAUCUAUUCUGGGCGAGUUGUUUUGCACAGCGGCAAGGGAUGGGCUGUAACUGAAAGUGCUGAUGGGACUCCCAUGAUCCCCUGGGGCCAGCUUGUUCUGAAAACCCCUGGCUACCCCACCAGAACAAUCCAGGAUUGGGAGGGGUAUUGUCAAAGUGCUUUGUCCCAAUGACAGGGGUGGAGAGUGGACAAAGGAUGGCCUCUACAGUAGGCAUGGUAUAAAUGGGUAAUCACCAGAGCGCAACACACAGUUUACUGUAGAUCAUGGCAGUAAGGAGCCCAUUUUUUCCACUGUUGCUAAUGCUUCUGGGUCUGGCGCUGGACAGAGCCUCCACCCAUGCAUUCAACCCCAGUCGCCUUCAACAGCACAAAGUCCUCCACCUUGACUGGCCGAAGGACUGUGGCCUGGCUCAUUUCAAACCAAACACAGUGGAGCGUAUCGUGUCGGGCAAUGAAGCGAGACCCCACUCCUGGCCGUGGCAGGUCUCACUGCAGGUUCGUCCCAGAGGCAGUAAACAUUAUGUUCAUGUGUGUGGAGGGACUCUGAUCCAUAAGAACUGGAUUCUUACUGCUGCCCACUGCUUCCAGAAGGGAAAAGCAGAGGAUGCUAGUAGCUGGCGUAUUGUUUUGGGUAAGCAUCAACUGAAAAGAUCAGAGACCGCUGAGCGUAUUUUCCCAGUGAAGAGGAUCUACAGGCAUGAGCACUUCCGUUAUCCAGCCCACAGUGAGCUAGACUAUGACAUCGCUUUGGUUAAAGCUGGCACGGACAUCCUGACCAGUAACUUCAUCCGCUAUGCCUGCCUGCCGCGCAAGCAGAUCAACCUUAAACCAGGGCACUACUGCUGGGUGACCGGCUGGGGGGACACACGAGGCGGGAAAGAAAACGUGUCACUUGCUGAGGCACUGAAUCAAGCUCGUCUCCCAAUCAUUGACUACAAGACCUGCCGGCAGAAGAAGUUCUGGGGUGACCGUGUGCGAGACUCCAUGAUUUGCGCUGGGUUCCGAGAUACAGAGGGCACCCCAGCCGCAUGCCAGGGUGACUCUGGCGGCCCUCUGCUGUGCCAGGUGGGGCGUGACCGCUGGGAGGUCCACGGGAUUGUGAGCUUUGGUCCUAUUGGAUGCACCGUGGAGAACAAGCCCAGCGUCUUCACUCGCACCGCAGCCUACAUCCCAUGGAUAGAGGCUACACGCAUCAGGGACUUCUUCUUGCACUGAAUUCCCACCUCUAAGAAUUCCCUGCCCACAUUUGUAGGCACAGGAAGAGUCGUGAUAGCAACUGAUUAAGUGCCAUGUCCCAGUCUGGGUCUGGCCCAUGGACCUGCUUAUCCAUUUGUGGUCCGUGCACUGAGAGCUGUUGUGCAUCAUCACAAACACCAGCCACCAAGUUAGGGUAGUUUGCACUGGUUUGUGGGUCAUUUCACCGCUAUGCAUGUGAGAUUCUCCUGGGCUUCGCUGUAGUACAUGAACUGCAAGGUUUUGACUGCUUUCAGCUAAAUCACAUUGUGUUCAUCAAGCCAAGCAACAUUUUCUGUAAAACAAGUCCUGGCUAUUCUACAUUACUCUCAUCAGUUCAGUUGGCCUUGUUUUUUUCUGUAAGGAAUGGCAUGUACAUUUGCCCUCUCUUGGACAAGCGGGUAUUCAAUCCGUAAGGUGCUCUGACGGUCAAAGUCAAGUAGUGAUAGAACAUUUCACCUGUUGGAGGAGACAGUCUCCCUUUGACACAGUCUACUCCAGUGCUUUUCACUGAACAGGCUAGGUAAUUUCCACACAGGAUGGAUAUUUACUUUACACUUUAAGCCGCUACAAGGAAUUUAUCCAGAUAAUUUACAUAAAUUUCCUCAUAAUCAUUAUUUUAGAGGGAGCUUUAAUUAUUAUAUCAUUGAAUCUAUGCAUAUAUCACUCAUUAUAAACAGGGAGAGUGAGUUAGUGGUACAAUACUGCUAGGAUAGGAUGAUUUCUCAACCAGAAUAGUUAUUCUGGUUGAGAAAUAAUACUGAAAGAAAUUUUUUAAAUGCUUUCACUCGUAAAAAUAUGAUGUGUGAAUACUGUAACAUAUAAGGUCAUAAUGAGGGACAUUCAUUCUGGAAUAUUAUAAUUUCUCUGUAUUCUACACAUUGACUCUAUAAAAGGUUGACCUUCUAACAAAUAAACCAUUUGUAAAACAAGACCCCUAUCAAAUCAUUUUUUUGAAGUCAAUACAGUUAAAACAUUUUAAUACAUUACAAAGAACAUAUGCCUUGGGAAUCAGAAAAUGGUUAAAUUAUUUUAUU